Messenger RNA from Parnassius mnemosyne (clouded apollo), 1263 nucleotides. Lineage: Eukaryota; Metazoa; Arthropoda; Insecta; Lepidoptera; Papilionidae. The record is from the annotation of a GenBank genome assembly.
AUGGGACUGCUUAAAUUUCUUAUUUACUUUGUAAUGUGUCAUGUUAUCGUUUCGAAUGUAUAUGCCAAAAACGAAGAAUACACUGGGUUCAAAGUAUACAAUGUUAAGCUUGAAACCGAAGAGCAGCAGUACAAAUUUGAGAUCCUCAAAAGUGAUGUUAUUGGUUAUUGGCGGAAACCAUCAGUGAAGUUUAAUAUCACCGGCCAAGCAAUGGUACCACCAUCACAUUUUAAGUGGUUCGAAGAGAAGCUAACUGAAUUAGGCGUAGCUAAAGAUAUUUCAAUCGAAGAUGUGUUUGAGUACUUGUCAUGGAAAGAGGAAGUCGCAGAGAAGAUUUUAAGGAAUGAAGAGGACAAAAUGUUCAGUUUUGAUGAUUAUUAUCGUUAUAACGAUAUAUUGAAUUACAUCAGGACUUUGGAGACUGCACAUGAAAAUUCAACAGAUAUCAAUUUUAAAGUAAUUGACGCUGGUUUAACAGCAGAGGGAAGACCUUUAAUAUAUAUCAAAGUUACAAGCCAGGCUGCAACAAGUGAAAAACCGAUAAUUAUCAUCGAAGCUGGCAUUAAUCCAAGAGAAUGGAUCACUAUUCCGACAUCAUUGAAUAUUGUCAAUAAAUUACUAGACCAAAGUUAUAAUAAAUUUAUUAAUAAUUUUGAAUGGAUCAUAAUUCCUGUUUUAAAUCCAGAUGGAUAUGAAUAUACUCAUACAAAUUUGCGGUUAUGGACGAAGUCGAGAAGCAUCCAAAGUCACUUGGGCGCCAUUUGUCCAGGAGUUAACAUAAAUCGCAACUUUGACGUCGACUGGCUCUCUUUUGACUCCAGCUCGAGUCCAUGCAGUCACAUUUAUGGUGGCCCUGAAGCCUUUUCUGAGGUUGAAACUCGACUAAUUAAGUCUUUACUAGAUAGUAAUGAAAAAAGAAUUCGCCUUUAUGUUUCUUUGCAAAACAAUGGAGGGUUCAUUUCUUAUCCUUGGCAAUAUGAGAGAGCUGCUAGUGGAAUGUUUGUACAACAGCACCUUUUAGGACUAAGUAUGAUUGAAGCGAUGCAAGAACAUUAUAAUUUGGGUGUUUCUUCAGAAGUAUAUGGUGAUAGAGCAUCAGGUACAAGUACAGAUUUUAUGCGGAAAAAUGGUGUCCUGUACACAUUUAACAUAGACAUAGUGCCAAGAAGUGAAGAUAGCGUUAUCAUACCAAGAGAAGAAAUUACAACCAUCGCUGAAGACGUAUGGAGAGCUGUGUCAGUGGCAGCAGACAAUUUACUAUAA